This is a messenger RNA of Hibiscus syriacus, 858 nucleotides long. RefSeq names its product polygalacturonase-like. The record is from RefSeq and is a predicted model, not a curated record. Gene Ontology annotation, biological process: carbohydrate metabolic process. Gene Ontology annotation, molecular function: polygalacturonase activity. Lineage: Eukaryota; Viridiplantae; Streptophyta; Magnoliopsida; Malvales; Malvaceae. The coding region runs from base 19 to 858 and encodes 279 amino acids. The transcript is spliced from 4 exons.
AAUUUAUUCUUUACAACCAUGGAAGCUCAACUAGGUGCUCUUGAUGUCGUAGCUAAGUUUGGCGCAAAGGAUGACUUGAAUACGGAUUUGAGUAAGCCAUUGUUGGAUGCUUGGAAAGAAGCAUGUGCUUCGCCAACUCCAUCAACAAUUGUGAUUCCUAAAGGUACAUAUUUAUUAAGUCAAGCAACCCUGGAAGGUCCUUGCAAGGCUCCUAUAGAGCUUCAAGUUCAGGGCAAUAUAAAAGCACCAGCUGAUCCUAAAGCUUUCAAGGAGCCUAAAUGGGUUAGCUUUCUUCAUGUUGAGAACUUUAAAUUGUUUGGUGGAGGAGCUUUCGAUGGACAAGGGACCGCUGCUUAUAAGCGAGAAGGUUGCGAAAACACGACUUCUGUAGUAACCUCCCCUCGUAAGAAUAUCAGGUUUGAUUAUUUGACCAUGCCAAUGAUACAAGAUAUAACUAUCAGAGAUAGCAACAGUUCCACGCAAAUGUUUUGGGAUGCAAAAAACAUUACUUUCGAAAGUGUCACUGUAUCUGCACCUGAAGAUAGCCCAAACACAUGGGAUUCACAUCGGGAGAUCAGACGGGGAAGAAUCAAUGUGAAACUAAGCAACAUCAGCUUCAAGAACAUUCAUGGUACGGCUGCGCUUUCGGAGGUUGUCAAACUCGUUUGCAGUGGUACUUUUCCAUGCAAAAAUGUAGAACUCGCCGACAUUGACAUUACGUUUAGUGGACCGAAUGGACCUGCCAAAUCCGAAUGUAAAAAUGUUACACCAAAAAUUACUGGCAAACAAAAUCCGGUAGCAUGUUCUACUCCCGUACCAGCAAACCCUACCCUCGGUUUAAAUGUUGGCCUGCAAUAA